CUACCGAGAGCGAGCGCAGAAGAGCGAGCAAGCGGCCGCUGCAGCGAGGGGAAGGAGGAUAACAACAUGAGCUCCCGGAAAGUGAUGGCCAUCCAGGCCCGAAAGAGGAGGCCGAAAGGAAAGAAAGACAAGACGGCUCAUCACAGAAGGCCUGAGACGCAGCAGAAAGUCCCAUCAGCGCCUCCUCCCCCUCCACCCCCCCCACCCCCCCCUGAGCCUGUGGCCCCCCCGGAGCUGGAGGAGGAGAUCCUGGGCUCUGACGAUGAGGAGCAGGAGGACCCUGCCGAUUACUGCAAAGGAGGUUACCACCCAGUGAAAAUCGGGGACCUGUUCAACGGGAGGUACCAUGUGAUCCGCAAGCUGGGCUGGGGUCACUUCUCCACCGUCUGGCUGUGCUGGGACAUCCAGGGGAAGCGCUUUGUGGCCAUGAAGGUGGUGAAGAGUGCUCAGCACUACACUGAAACCGCGCUGGACGAGAUCAAACUGCUCCGCUGUGUACGGGAGAGUGACCCCAGUGACCCCAAUAAGGAUAUGGUGGUGCAGCUGAUAGACGACUUCAAGAUCUCAGGCAUCAAUGGGAUUCAUGUGUGCAUGGUGUUUGAAGUCCUGGGGCACCACCUGCUCAAGUGGAUCAUCAAGUCCAACUACCAGGGCCUGCCUCUGCCCUGCGUCAAGAGCAUCAUCCGGCAGGUGCUGCAGGGCCUGGACUAUCUGCACAGCAAGUGUAAGAUCAUCCACACGGACAUCAAGCCGGAGAACAUCCUCAUGUGUGUGGACGACGCCUUCGUGUGCAGGAUGGCUGUGGAGGCCACCGAGUGGCAGAAAGCCGGGGCGCCCCCUCCCUCCGGCUCCGCAGUCAGCACAGCCCCCCAACUCAAACCGGUGGGGAAGAUCUCCAAGAACAAGAAGAAGAAGCUGAGGAAGAGGCAGAAGCGGCAGGCGGAGCUGCUGGAGAGGCGCAUGCUGGAGAUCGAGGCGCUGGAGCGCGAGGCGGAGAAGCAGCGGGCCAGCGAGGCCCCGAACCCCGCCCCGCCCGGCGACCAGGAGGACGAGGAAGAGGAGGCAGAGAGAGAACCACCAACAAGACUCACCAAUCACACGUGUGCAGACCCGGAGCAGCAGCUGCAGUGUGAGGAUGUGCUGAGCACAGAAAAAGCGCAGGAGGAGGAGGAGGAGGACAGCAACACUGAGAGCCACGCCUCAGCCGGAGCUGGGGAGGGGGGAGAGGGGGGCAGGGAGCAUCCGCACUCGGAGAAAGAAGAACCAAAAAAGGAGGCAGUGAAAGAAGAGGAGGUAAAGGAGGAGAGGGACCAUGGGGAGGAGGAGGAGGAGGAGGAUGAGGAUGAGGAGGAUGACGAUGAUGAAGACGAGGAGGAGGAUGGUGAAGAAGGUGGAGGAGACAGCGUUGGACUGAAGAACACCUCCAAAACAAAUGGGCACGUGGUGACAGGGGUGAAAGGAGCACCGCUCUGCCCCCUCGUGGAGUCAGAGAUCAGCGCCACGGAGCGGGACGGCUCCCUCAGCUCCUCCUACGAACUCUUCAAUGGCAACACACCCAGCCUGGCCAACGGGGGGCGCCACAGAGACACAUCACCCCGCUACCCCGAGCUCAGCAGAGCCGCGCCCCCGCAGCACACCCCCCCCGCUGACCGCAGCCGCACUGUGUCCUCCUCCAGCACGGGGGACACGCCCAAAGCCAGAGCGCGAGCCACUGACCUGCUGAUCAACCCCCUGGACCCCUGCAACGCCGACACUCUGCGAGUGAAAAUCGCCGACCUGGGAAACGCCUGCUGGGUGCACAAGCACUUCACAGAGGACAUCCAGACGCGUCAGUACCGCUCCAUCGAGGUGCUGAUCGGGGCGGGAUACAGCAGCCCUGCGGACGUCUGGAGCACCGCCUGCAUGGCCUUCGAGUUGGCCACUGGAGACUACCUGUUCGAGCCGCACUCCGGAGAGGAUUACUCCAGGGACGAAGACCACAUAGCCCACAUCAUUGAGCUGCUGGGGUGUAUCCCAAGACACUUUGCACUCUCUGGAAAAUAUUCCCGGGAAUUCUUCAACCGCAGAGGUGAGCUGAGGCACAUCACCAAGCUGAAGCCGUGGUCGCUGUUUGACGUGCUGGUGGAGAAGUACGGCUGGCCCCCUGAGGACGCGGGACACUUCACCCACUUCCUGCUGCCCAUGCUGGAGAUGGUGCCGGAGAAGAGGGCCUCCGCCGGGGAGUGCCUCAACCACCCCUGGCUCAACUCAUAGCGCCCCCUGUGUCCAGAACUGCUGUGCACCACACAGAGCGGAGAGAGAGAAGCAGGGUGGGGGGGGGGUGGGUGCUGUUGUCAUGCACACACAGACAGAUGCACACUACACUCCAGCACGGCCUGGUGAGCUGCCCUCUGUCCCCAGCAGGCAGGCAGCCCCUCCCCCAGCGGGAGGCGGUCUCUGAGCUCACCAAUUGGAGAGGGGCUCUUCCUUUCCUGUCCUCUCCACCCCCUUAUGACGAGCUGCACGAGCUAGUCCCGCCUACACCCCCACCUCACUCGCUGCCAGCCCCUGGAGCCCCACCCCCCCGUCCGACUGGGCUCAGGAGGGGUUUGGGCGCGGGUACCGUUCCCAUCAUGAUUGUGUCUUCCAUGGCAUCUCCUCUCUGUGGAGCGUGGAGGGAGCCCAGGAGCACAGUAACCCGAGACACGGGGGAUGCAGGGUCUGUGCGUGGACCUCCCGCUCAGCAGGGGGAACUCCAGGCAUAGCAGCACACUGUAAGAGGGUCCACCAGACUCAGCUGUCCUGAACUUCCUGAGCUGCUGAAGUUGUCCAAUGUGUUUGAUGCUGUGACUUCAGCCAAGCUGCUGGCCGAGCUGUAACACUGACACCACUUCACUCCUGCCCUCUGCCUCCAUUUCCCAGGAGAGCCUCUGUCACAGCACUGAUGUCACAGCACUGAUGUCCCUGCAGGACGGCCACCGGUGAACGUGUCUGUGUUUUAAACGUGUGUGCAGCAGGGUGGUGUGCUCAUCUGAGGGACACAGAGACAGAGGCCGUCCCUGCUCAUUUCUCCAUCUCCCCGCCUCCUCCCUCCUGUGUACCGCACCUUUCCGGGGGGAACACAGGCAGCGCUGUGUACAGACAGGGAGGGGGGACCUGCUCCACCACACACAC
Messenger RNA from Megalops cyprinoides (Indo-Pacific tarpon), 3153 nucleotides. Its product is annotated as SRSF protein kinase 2-like. NCBI's taxonomy places the organism in Eukaryota, Metazoa, Chordata, Actinopteri, Elopiformes, Megalopidae. Gene Ontology annotation, molecular function: ATP binding; protein kinase activity. The record is from RefSeq and is a predicted model, not a curated record. Gene Ontology annotation, biological process: spliceosomal complex assembly; protein phosphorylation; regulation of mRNA processing.